This is a messenger RNA of Linum trigynum, 870 nucleotides long. NCBI's taxonomy places the organism in Eukaryota, Viridiplantae, Streptophyta, Magnoliopsida, Malpighiales, Linaceae. The record is from the annotation of a GenBank genome assembly.
AUGGCUGCCAAGGAAGAUUAUCGAAUUUUUGUUGGAGGUUUGGGCUGGGACACGUCUGAACGCCAGCUUGAGAGCGCCUUCAGCCGUUUCGGCAAGAUUAUCGACUCUCAGAUCAUGGUGGAAAGAGAUACAGGACGUCCCCGGGGGUUUGGAUUUAUAACCUUUGCUGAUCGUCGGGGAAUGGAAGAUGCCAUCCGUGAAAUGCAUGGACGGGAGUUUGGGGAUCGACCCAUUUCUGUGAACAAGGCCCAACCUAAGAUGGGUGAAGAUGCCGAGCCGGGCUACAGGGGAGGAGGCUACUCUGACAAUCGCUAUAAGGGAGGAGGCUACCCAUCUGGUGGCAGGGGAGGACGCUAUGGGGGAGGAGAUAGGCCUGUUGGACAAGAUGAGUGCUUCAAAUGUGGGCGGCCCGGGCAUUGGGCUCGGGACUGUCCAUCAUCAGGUGGCCGUGGAAGUGGUGGCAGUGCAUUCCCUUCACGCUCAAGGUUUGGUGGCCCUGGUGCUGAUCGUGAGGAUCGCUUUGGAGAACGUGACCGAUUCAUUGAUGACCGCUAUGACGGUGGGCGCUAUGCUGAUAGGGAUCGCUUUGAGAGCAGAGACAGAUAUGGGAGCCGCGAUCGCUUCGCCGGUGACAGGUACCCUCCAGCUGGUGACCGCUUUGUUGGUGACAGGUACGGUGGUGGCUCAGAUCGUUUUGGCCAGAAUGGGUACGGCAAAGACAGUGCGUACGAGAGGGAUGGAGGGCCACGAGGAGGCGGUGAUAGGUAUGCUAGUGCAGGACCGGUACGCAGCGAGAGGAGCUACAGGGAUAGGCCAGGACCUUUCGACCGUCCAAGUAGCAGGGGAGGGCGUUCCUUCGACCGCUACUGA